Molecule: messenger RNA, 3256 nt
Organism: Prunus avium (sweet cherry)
Lineage: Eukaryota; Viridiplantae; Streptophyta; Magnoliopsida; Rosales; Rosaceae
Source: RefSeq, a predicted model, not a curated record
UUUUUCUCAAAAAAUCCCCAGCGCAAGCCCAUUCUGCAUAAAUGGGAUUUAACAAUUUCUUCCAAAACUGCCCCUUUUUCCUCUCACUCGCAAGCACUCUGUCUUCUACAGUGCAGCCCCUCUCUUCCUCGCAUUUCCUGUCUCUCAAACUUUGUCUUCUCAGGCCAUCACAAAGGUUCUGAAAACCCGUCCCUCUCAUUCUCUCUUUGGUCUGCCUUCUCGGAGCUCCACUCAGUGCAAGAGAGGGAGCUGAGUUUCUGCAAUUUUCUUUGCAAAGUAUCCGAGAAAGAGGAGAAGAGCUUGCUGAAAAUAUUCACACAAGUCGAAAGUAUUAAUUGUCGGAAGAGCCAUUUGUCCAGCUGAGACGAUCAGUAACUUUUAGGGCUGGGCAUCUAAGCACCACCCUCGCCGCCUCCUCUUGUCUCUGCGAUUCCUUCAGUUGAAGUCUCGACGUCACACGCCACCGAACAGGUGCGCACCAUUGGCUCGUCGUGAGCUGGAAUUGCUCAUCUCCGAUCACUACAAUCGGCUGACUUGAUGGGAUCUAUUAACUUUUACGAGUUCGAGACUAAAGAUGAAGUGGUGCUAAAAGCAAGACAGAAGGAAGCCAUGAAUGACGAUCAAUUCAUGGUUGUACUAAGUACAUCACAUACAAUACAAAGCGACUUGGUAAUCCCAAAAAAAUUUGUGCAAAAAACAGAAAUAAACAACUUGUGCACAAAUUCCAUACCCUUUUUCUUGCCUCCAGCUAAUAUUAAAACGAGGUCAAGGCAUGAGAGAUUUCGCUUGUUCUCCCUACGUGUAGAACGAGAAAUAUGUGUAGGUGAAUGGGAGAACAAAAGGUGGAAAGCAGAGAUCAAACAUGAGCUGCAAAAACCUUACAGGACCAGUUUAACUAGGGACUGGCUAACCUUCUCAAGGGAAAAUCAACUGAAAGUUGGUGACCACCUCAUUUUAAAACUCCUUCCCGCCUCCCUGGAGUUGGUUUUGGUUGGCGUUUAUCGCCACAAGGUAGCUACUCCUCUGCUUGCCUCCGAUGGUCGAAAAUUACAGGCCAAUGCAGAGGGUAGUUCCGAGGAGCUUGUGGAUCCACCAAAGGUUGAGGACAAGAUUGGGGCUGUUCCAAAUGGGCUAUCCACCGAAUCUGACGUCGCUAAUAGGGCGGCAGAGUCAAUCUCAAAGAGAUCACUCCACAGCAACACGGAGCAGUUUCAGUUCCAGGCAGAGGUGUCUCGGCUCAUGGAUAUUAUUAUCCACUCUCCCUAUAGCAACAAAGACAUUUUCCUCUGGGAGCUGAUCUCCAAUGCUUCUGAUGCGCUCUACCAGAUUAAAUUCAUUGCCCUCACAGACAAGGAGAUUUUGGGUGAAGGCGAUAACACUAAACUCGAGAUUCUGAUUAAAUUAGACAAGGAGAAGAGAAUCCUCUCCAUACGUGACAGGGGUAUAGGCAUGACAAAGGAGGACUUAAUCAAGAACUUGGGAACCAUAGCAAAAUCUGGAACUUCAGCCUUUUUGGAGAAGAUGCAGACAAGUGGUGAUCUCAAUCUUAUUGGGCAAUGUGGAGUUGGGUUCUACUCUGUGUACCUCGUUGCAGAUAAUGUGGAAGUCAUUAGCAAACACAAUCAUGACAAACAGCAUGUUUGGGAGUCAAAGGCUGAUGGGUCAUUUGUAGUUUCUGAGGAUACAUAUAAUGAACCACUAGGACGUGGUACUGAAAUUAGAUUGCACCUUAGAGAAGAAUCAGGGGAGUAUUUGGAAGAGAGCAAACUAAAAGAAUUGGUGAAGAAAUAUCUUGAAUUUAUCAACUUCCCCAUUCACCUCUUGGCAAGCAAAGAAACUACUUAUGAGUGGGAGCUUCAAAAUGAUGUUAAACCUAUAUGGUUGCGCAAUCCAAAGGAAGUGACUGAUGAAGAGUACACCAAAUUCUAUCACUCUCUUGCCAAGGAUUCCGGUGAUGAGAAGCCUUUAUCAUGGAGCCACUUUACAGCUGAAGGUGACGUAGAAUUCAAGGCUGUCCUGUUUGUGCCUCCUAAGGCUCCUCAUGAUCUAUAUGAGAGCUACUCUGAUGCCAAUAAAUCCAACUUGAAGUUGUAUGUUAGAAGGGUUUUCGUAUCAAAUGAAUUUGAUGAGCUUUUGCCAAAGUAUCUGAACUUUUUGAAGGGUCUUGUCGAUUCUGACACCUUGCCACUCAAUGUAUCACAAGAAAUGCUUCAACAACACAGCAUUUUGAAGUCAAUUAAGAAGAAGCUCAUCCGGAAAGCCCUUGAUAUGAUCCGUAAACUUGCUGAGGAAGAUCCUGAUGAGUCCAAUGACAAAGACAAGGAAGAGGUUGAAAAAUCCAGUGAUGAUGAUUGGAAGAGAGGCCAAUAUACUAGAUUCUGGAAUGAAUUCGGCAAGUCCAUUAAACUCGGUAUCAUUGAAGACACGGCUAACAGGAAUCGUUUGGCAAAACUCCUAAGAUUUGAGAGCACCAAGUCAGAUGGAAAAUUGACUUCACUAGAUCAGUACAUUUCAAGGAUGAAAUCUGGGCAGAAGGACGUAUAUUACAUUACUGGAGCCAGCAAGGAACAAUUGGAAAAAUAUCCAUUCAUUGAGUGGCUUAAGAAGGAAAAUUAUGAGGUUAUUUUCUUCACCGAUCCUGUUGAUGUAUCUCUGAUGAAAUACUUGGUGGACUAUGAAGUCAAGGAACUCAAGGAAUCAUACAAGGAACUCACUAAAUGGUGGAAGAGUGCUCUUGCCAUUUAUGAUGUGGAUGAUGUGAAGCUGUCCAUCCGAUUGGCUGACACACCUUGUGUGGCUGUGACAUCAAAUUUUGGUUGGAGUGCAAACAUGGAGAAGAUCGUGCAGUCUCAGACUUUAUCAGAUGCUAGCAAGCAAGCAUGCAUGCGUGGCAAGACACUUGUGAUUAACCCAAGGCAUCCAAUCAUCAAGGAGCUCCAGGAGAGAGUAGUAAAGAACACUGAGGAUGAGAGUGCAAAGCAGACAGCAAUGCUUAUUUACCAGUUUGCACGCGUGGAGAGUGUUUCCAAUUUUCCAGACCCCAAGGAUUGUGCCUCCCGCUUCAACAGUUUAGUGAAAUCUAUCCUAAACAUCAACCCUGAUCUUGCAGUUGAGGAGGAAGAAUAUGUUGAAGAGGUUGAGACAGAAACUGCAAACACUUUCUUUUUUACUGAAAUUACCUAGAUAGAUGGAUUCAAAGAUAAAGCAAACACCUUUUUUUUUAUUUUUUUUAUAUAUAUACUGAAAUUACAAUCAA